This is a messenger RNA of Hirsutella rhossiliensis, 4317 nucleotides long. RefSeq names its product target of rapamycin complex 1 subunit mip1. Bases 1 to 4317 code for a protein of 1438 amino acids. Gene Ontology annotation, molecular function: protein-macromolecule adaptor activity; protein binding. Gene Ontology annotation, cellular component: TORC1 complex; cytoplasm. Lineage: Eukaryota; Fungi; Ascomycota; Sordariomycetes; Hypocreales; Ophiocordycipitaceae. The record is from RefSeq and is a predicted model, not a curated record. Gene Ontology annotation, biological process: cellular response to amino acid stimulus; positive regulation of cell growth; TOR signaling. The transcript has 4 exons.
AUGACUGUCAUAUUGACCCAGCCAACUCAAUCACCGCACUCAUCCCCACACCAGCCCCGGCUCGCCGCCGCCUCGUCGACGCAAUCGCGUCUUCAGCACCACGGCCCUUCGUCGCACCCGCGGCCCCACGACCAUCGGCGCGCGGCCCAUGGAAAGCCUGCAGAGAUGACGCUGCGAUCCGACAUGCACGGCUCGCUGCCCUCCAACCCCACCACCAACGGGGAGACGUCGAGGUUCAGGGCUCAGGGCGACAGCAGUCCCGACCGCGACGCCUCCUCCAACAGCGGCGACAGGCGGCCAUUCAGCGCUCCCGGCAGGGAGAACGGAGUCCCGGCUCCGGCCGAGGUCCGGGAUGACCUGGAGACUGAGAUACCAAGGCGGCCAGUCAAACCCCAGCUGCACCGAUCCAAGAGCGACUACGCACCCCGCCAAGCCGACGAUUCGGAACCCGAUGACGAGAUUCGCGAAUGGGGAGCUAGGCACGGCUUCGAGGACCAUUACCAGUCGGAACACAUCAUAUCUCAGCUCGUAAACAAUUGGUACAUGUAUUUCACCGACAAGCGCCACGAGACGACUGGCAAGCCAAAGCCCCUCGAGUACGACCUCCAGGACUGGCGCCAGAGAGACAGGCUCAAGACCGUCUCCGCCGCACUGGCAGUCUGUCUGAACAUCGGCGUCGAGCCGCCCGAUCAGCUCAAGACGACGCCCGGCGCCAAGCUCGAGGCCUGGACUGACCCUACCAUCCCCCCCAUCCAGAAAGCACUCGAGAACAUUGGCAAGGCUCUCCAGGCCCAGUACGAGACGCUGGCCAUCAGGGCCCGCUACAAGCAGUACCUGGACCCGUCUGUCGAGGAAACGAAAAAGUUCUGCGUGUCUUUGCGCCGCAACGCCAAGGACGAGCGCGUUCUGCUGCACUACAACGGCCAUGGCGUGCCCAAGCCAACGGCCUCGGGCGAGAUCUGGGUCUUCAACAAGACGUAUACGCAGUAUAUCCCCGUCAGCCUGUACGAUUUGCAGCAUUGGCUGCAGGCACCCACCAUCUUCGUCUGGGACUGCUCUGAGGCCGGCAACAUCCUCAACAACUAUCAUCGCUUCGUCGAAAAGCAUGAGGAGGAAGAGGUGGAGGCGGCCGAGCGAGAUCCUCACUACGAAAAGACCAGCUUCCGGCCCUACAUUCACCUGGCUGCUUGUGCGGUGAAGGAGAAUCUCCCUACAAAUCCUCUCCUGCCGGCCGAUCUCUUCACCGCCUGCCUCACCACCCCGAUCGAGAUGGCGCUCUGGUUCUUCGUCCUCCAGAACCCACUGAAGACCAAUCUCACGCCGGAACGUGCCAAGCAGCUGCCUGGUCGACUUCAGGAGAGGCGGACUCCUCUCGGUGAGCUGAACUGGAUCUUCACGGCCAUCACCGACAGCAUUGCAUGGACAACCCUCCCUCGGGAUCUCUUCCGCAAAUUCUUCCGCCAAGACCUCAUGGUCGCUGCCCUAUUUCGCAACUUUCUUCUAGCCCAGCGCGUCAUGACCGUGUACGGCUGCCACCCGCAAUCCUACCCUGCUCUGCCCGACACCCAUCAACAUCCCCUCUGGGAGACAUGGGACCUGGCAGUGGACAUGGCACUGGCGCAGCUUCCGAUGCUAGGGAAGAAGGAGAGCGAAGGCGUCGAGUACGAGUAUCAGAACUCGACCUUCUUCACCGAGCAGUUGACGGCGUUCGAUGUCUAUCUCACCCGGGGGGACGCCAUGGCGCAGAAGCCGCCCGACCAGCUGCCCGUCGUGCUUCAGGUGCUGCUGAGCCAGCAGCACAGGGUUCGAGCGCUCAUCCUGCUCGGGAGAUUCCUGGAUCUCGGGCCGUGGUCUGUUCAGCUGGCUCUCAGCAUAGGAAUUUUCCCCUACGUUCUCAAGUUGCUGCAGUCUGCGGCGGCGGAGCUGAAGCCCGUCAUGGUCUUCAUAUGGGCCAGGCUCAUCGCCGUGGACAUUUCCUGCCAACAGGACCUCAUCAAAGACAGCGGAUACAGCUACUUUGCCCAGAUUCUCAAACCAUCCGAGGGGCUGCCGGUGGUUGAUAGCGACGAGCACAAGGCCAUGUGUGCAUUCAUCCUUGCAAUGCUCUGCAAGGACUACAAGAACGGCCAAAUGGUCUGCAACCAGACCGACAUCAUGUCCUACUGCCUGGCUCACCUGCAAAAUGCAAACAACCCGCUCUUGCGACAGUGGGCAUGCCUAUGCAUCAGCCAGCUUUGGCAGGGCCUUCCCGAGCCCAAAUGGCGCGGCAUUCGAGAGAAUGCCUACGUGAAGCUGGCGUACCUGAUACGGGACCCGUGUUGUGAGGUUCGAGCCGCCAUGAUACACGCCAUGACGACGUUUCUGGGCAUUCCCGAUCUGACGGAAGAGGUUGCCCGGAUCGAGGAAUCAAUAGCCUGGACGAUCUUGGACAUGGGCACGGAUGGCAGCCCCAUGGUUCGCAAAGAGUUUCUGGUCUUCUUGUCGCACUUCAUCACUCGCUUCGAGAACAAAUUCAUGGUCGCGGCGUUUGAACAGCUUCAAGAGGAGAAGGAUUAUCUCUGGUUUCCACCCCAGGACGACGGACAGGACCACAAAAUGGGACUUCACUACGCGAGGCCAGAAAACAGGAACAGGGAUGGCACCAUCAAGGUCACGGCACAUGGCUUGUCCCACAACACCGUGUACAUGGCAUGCUGGAAGCACGCCCUGAUACUGAGUGUGGAUCCCCAUCCGGAGGUGCAACGCGAGGCGACCAUCAUUGUCGACUACGUGCACAAUGCGCUCCUCAAUUCGAGCAUCGGCGAGCCGGCCCAGACCAUCAUGCUAGACAUUCAGCGACGGGCAAACAAGGCAGCACAGAGGCAGGCUGCCAGUGCGAUGCAGAGAAACUCGCUCAGAGGCGUGCCAAGCACACCUCCAGUGUCUUCCCCGGGCCUGUUGCGGAGGACCGCGAGCCUGCUCUUCCCGUCGUUUAUUGGGAACGAGGACAGGUCAAGCACGGGCACCCCCUCCAGCCCCAGGCCGCCCCGAUCUCCCUCAGCCAAGGUACCACCGGAUCAGAUGUCUGCGCCCCCAGAACAAAACGACCAAUCCCACGCCCUGGCGUCGUACAACGUUGCGCGCGAGCCUCUCUCCGGGGCGUACGAGGAACGGGACCUCGCAAAACUGCCGACCCUGCCCCUCAAGAGCGGGUUUCUCGAGUGGUCCAUCGAGUACUUUCGCGAGCCGCAGAUGAAGGCCAGCGAGGCGGACGAACCAGGUAGCACCGAAUACAACGAACGCCUGUGGCGAAGAGCGCGAAACGAAACCCUGCUCCGGGAGACGCAGCCGCUGAAGCAGCUUGCUGGCAGCCACAAGUGGAAUAACCAGCUCGGGAUCGUCAACAACGGCGCUCAGCCAGCCAAGAUGACGUUUCAUCAGUACGAGGACCACCUAGCGGUUUCAGACGACGGCAACACUGUCUAUGUCUGGGACUGGAAGAAGCAAGGCCGCCUGAGCAGGUUUUGCAACGGAAAUCCCGAGGGGUCCAAGAUUAGUGACAUGAAGUUCAUCAACGAAGACGACCAAGCCUUCUUGCUGACGGGGUCUUCGGACGGCGUGAUUCGCGUUUACCGCAACUACGACUCUGACACGACGAUCGAGCUCGCGACGUCGUGGAGAGCUCUGACGCACAUGGUACCGAGCAACGUCAACUCGGGCAUGGUGUUUGACUGGCAGCAAGUCACGGGCCGUGUCCUGGUGGCAGGCGAUGUGAGGGUCAUCCGGGUGUGGUCUGGGUCGUGCGUGACGUCCCUCACGUCGGACCAGAUGACGGGCAAUAUCUUCGUCGCAGGCUUCGGGGACGGAGCUGUGCGGGUGUUUGACAUGAGAAAUCGGCCGCAGGACUCCAUGGUCCGGAAAUGGAAGGAUGAAUCGGACCGGCAAUGGAUCAAGAGCGUGCACAUGCAGCGCGGCGGGCAGAGAGAGCUGCUCAGCGCCAGUCGCAACGGCAAAGUCAAGGUGUGGGACAUUAGGAUGGACCGGCCGUUGCACGCCAUUCAGGCCACACGAGACACGCUGCGGACAAUGUGCACGCAUGAGCAUCUGCCGGUAUUCGCCGUCGGCACGUCGCAACACUCGGUCAAGGUUUUCAACCUGGAUGGGAACGAACUGUCCCGCCUUGAGCCGUAUUCGAGCUUCCUGCAGCAGAACCGCGGAGGGCCAAUUUCAGCCACGGCGUUCCAUCCUCACCGCCCGAUGCUGGCGUGCGCGGCUCGCGGCGACCACCACAUCAACCUGUUCACCUGCGAGAAGGCCGAGCCUCUGCAUUUUGGUUAG